Molecule: messenger RNA, 1961 nt
Organism: Phragmites australis (common reed)
Lineage: Eukaryota; Viridiplantae; Streptophyta; Magnoliopsida; Poales; Poaceae
Exons: 2
Coding region: 476-1834 (452 amino acids)
Source: RefSeq, a predicted model, not a curated record
AAGAGAGUUCGAGGACUGACAUGAACAAAUUUCAGAGACCAAAUUGAGCCUUCGGUCAAACUUCAUGGACCAAAUUGGCCACUCGGCCUUUCCGUUACCACUGCCUCUGGCUGCAUGUAACAGUGCGGCUCUCCCUGUUUGAACUUCGCAUCCAUGGAUCAAAUUUCAUAGUAUACAGCUAUACAUCAUAAAGCACUACCUCAAGGCUCAAGCUAGGCCUGUUUCCGUUUUUCUAUAUUUCUUUUUUCAUUUGACCAGCAUGAAGAUUGGACACAAUGGAGAGAAAUGUAUCAUGUGGUAGUAUUGAAGGCAUUUGGAUACAUUCAUUCAUUGCCUCAUUUGGCUUCUCCAGGCUCCUCCUCAACUCAUCUUGGUGGUAAUCUUUAGCAUAUCCAAUAAAUUUAUUUAUUGUACUCGUAUUUUCAUUAAAUGUAUGCUAUGUUUUGGUUGAUAAAUAGUGCCUCAUAGCAGCAAUAUGAUCAUCCACCAAGGUGUUCUCGAAUCGGGGCAUCCACCAAGAAGGCAGUGGAAGCACGGGAGAUUGGAGAAGAUGCCGGCGGUAUGGAGGACGGCGCUCAAGAAGUGCCUCGGCUACUGCAAGUCGGAGGAUUCUUGCGACGUGAUCAAGCGGGACGACUCACGCGGCAGCAGCUCCAGGGGCGUCAAGAAAUCGUCCUUACGGCCGUCGUCGUCGUUGUCGUCGUCGCUGCUGCGGCGGUCGGGGUGCUCGCGUUCCAUCUCCAACCUGCGGGACGUGAUCCACAGCCAGCACGGCAGAAUCCGGCGGCAGGAGCGGCAGCCGCCGGCGGCCGUGCCCAGCGCCUGCUGCAGCCCGAGCUCGAUCGGGAGCAACGACGUCAUGAACGCGGUGACGCACGACGUGCUGCUCGCGGCCAGGGGGGCGGCCUCCGGGCGCGAGUUCCGGGUCGGCAGCCCGGGCCGCGGCGGGGUGCCGUUCGCGCACAGCCCGCUACUGAUGCGGUGCAGCACCACCCCUCUCCCCCAGAGGAAGUCCCCGCGCGCGAUGUCGCCUCUCCGCCGCGAAGCCGGUUACGGCGACUUUGGGGACGGGUCGCCGGCUCCCGCCAGACCUUCCUACGAGUUCGGCGUCCGGUGCCACAGCUGCGGCGUCCGCUUCACCAACAACGACGCCCUUGAAUCGCAUCACCUCGUCAACCACGCCGUCACUGAGAUGGUAGAUGGCGACUGGCCGAGGAGGGUGGUGGAGAUCAUAUGCAAGGCCGGGUGGUCGAAGCCCGAGGAUGCGCUGGAUCGCGUCGAGAGCGUCGUCAAGGUUCACAACAUGGAGAGAUCGGUGGCCCGGUUCGAGGAGUUCAGGGAGACGGUGAUGGGCAGGGCGGCCGAGCUGGCCAAGAAGCACCCGCGUUGCAUCGCCGACGGCAACGAGCUGCUCCAGUUCCACGGCACGACCGUCUCCUGCUCCCUCGGCGCCAGCGGAUCGCACAGCCUCUGCACGUCGGGCGGGUGCAACGUCUGCCGCAUCAUCCGGCACGGAUUCUCGGCGACGAGGGAGUCCAGGGACGGCGUCGGCGUGUUCACCACGUCCACGAGCAAGCGGGCGCUGGAGUGCAUCCAAGAAACCGGCGCCGCCGCCGGCGAGGCAGGGACGGCCGGCGUGAAGCACGCGUUGCUCCUGUGCAGGGCGAUCGCCGGGAGGAUCCACCGGCCGCUCGAGAACCUGCAGGACAUGGCCGCACAGCCGGGGUUCGACUCAGUCGCCGGCAAGGUGGGCGCCGGCUCAAGCAUCGAGGAGCUGUACCUGCUGAACCCGAGAGCUCUUCUCCCGUGCUACGUGGUCAUAUGUAAUUCUUGAUCACGCUACUGGAUUUAGUGAUCAUAGAUAAUAAGAGGAUAAGAUGUGAUUCUAUCCUUUAUUUUAUUUUGGUACAGAGAUCGGAAGUUGUACUUCAUUCGUCUAGGAAAAAAAAUUCAGGUUUUGA